UGGCAUUAUAAAAUUAUGCUUCUUCCCUAACCGUCAUAAGUAAUACGGAGUAUAAAAACACGAAUUCCAUAAGAAAAAAUUUCGAAUAAAAUGAAGACUCAAAACUCAUUUUGGGUCUUUAUUUCUUUGCUUCUUCUUAUCCCCACAGCAUGCAACGCCACAGCCAAUAUAUUCGAUUUCCAACAAUGUAUGAUAUAUAAUUCCCAGAACGAUUCCUCUGUUUCCGGCGACAUCUACACCGCAAAUAGCAGCUCCUUCGCCUCCAUCCUAGGAUCACGUAUCCAGAACAGCCGGUUCAACACCUCGGACACUCCGAAACCUCUCAUCCUAGUCACUCCCCGCGAAGAGUCUCACGUGCAGGCGGUGAUUCGUUGUGCGAAAGACCAAGCAUUGCAGGUUCGGGUGCGGGGAAACGGCCACGAUUACGAAGGCCUUUCUCACACGAGCUACUUCGGGAACCAGUUCUUGAUGCUUGAUCUGGUCAACUUCAAGAACAUCACGGUGGAUCCCGUGGAGAAGACGGCGUGGGUGGGCGGGGGUUCCACAAUCGGGGAACUGUAUUAUAGGAUUUCGGAGAAAAGCGGGACUCUUGGUUUUCCGGCGGGCGUUUGUCCCUCGGUCGGUGUUGGCGGUCAUUUCAGCGGCGGCGGAUAUGGUACGAUGUUGAGGAAAUACGGUCUGGCGACGGAUCACGUGAUAGACGCGCGUUUGGUCGACGCGAAUGGGAGAAUCCUUGACCGAGGGUCAAUGGGGGAGGAUGUAUUUUGGGCUAUUAGAGGAGGGGGAGGGAACACUUUUGGUGUAAUUCUUGCAUGGAAAGUAAGCUUAGUUGACGUGCCACAAAAUGUGACUGUUUUCAACGUUAUGAAAGCGGUUGACCCAAACGUGACAAAUCUUGUGUACAAAUGGCAAACAAUUGCUCCUACUUUACCUAAAGAGCUAUUCAUUAGAGUGAUUGCAAAUGGAUUAAUGAGUAAAGAAAAGACAUUUAUCAUUUUCAACUCAUUGUUCCUCGGACCAAUGGAAGAAUUGCUUCCAAUUUUGGACCAAAGGUUUCCCGAGUUAGGGGUAACUCGGGAAAACCUGACCGAGUUAAGCUGGGUUGAAUCGGUCUUAUAUAUUUACGGGUUCCCGAAUUCACCCCUUACUGAUUUGUUAAAUGUUACCUCUAACCAAGGAAAACCGAAUUACUUUAAAGCCAAAUCUGACUUUGUGAAGAAGCCAAUCCCUUUGGAAGGAUGGGAAGGGGUUUGGGAUUUAUUGCGUCAAAAUUAUUCUGGUUUGAUUAUAUUAACUCCAUACGGCGGAGUAAUGGAGGAGAUUCCGGAAUCUUCGACUCCUUUCCCUCAUAGAGCUGGAAAUUUGUACAAAAUCCAACAUUGGGUGAGUUGGGUUCAAGAUGGUAGUGAGGCCUUUGAGAACCACAUUGGAUGGAUAAGAAGGUUUUAUGAUUACUUUGCUCCAUUUGUUUCUACAUCUCCCAGAGAAGCAUUUGUAAACUAUAGAGAUCUUGAUAUUGGACAAAACUAUAAUCUUAACUGUUCCAGGUAUGAUGAUGCUAAGGUUUGGGGGAGCAAAUAUUUCAAGAAUAAUUUUGAUAGGUUAGUUCGGGUUAAAACCAUGAUUGAUCCCCAAAACUUUUUUAGGAAUGAGCAGAGUAUUCCUCCCCUUACAUGUUAAUUAAUACAAUAUCGAUCUCUUAAU
Cuscuta epithymum is the source of this 1704-nucleotide messenger RNA. The record is from the annotation of a GenBank genome assembly. Lineage: Eukaryota; Viridiplantae; Streptophyta; Magnoliopsida; Solanales; Convolvulaceae.